AUGAGUUUAAGUUUCGAGUUAGUGAUUUUUCUUACCAUAAUAGCUCUGAUAUUAAUCUUUGCAGUGGUGAGCAAUUUUCUGGUUGUUAUCAUCGUCGCCAGAAACAAGAAGAUGAGGAAUGCAACGAAUAUCUUUAUUGGAAAUCUUUCCCUUAGCGACAUCAUUUUGGGUGCCUUUGUAUUACCACAGAAUCUGCACGACCUGUCGCAUGCAGAAAACUUCCACGAAGGCGAAAUACUAUGUAAAAUAGUGAAUGGAUUUCCAAUUUUCUGUAUCACGGCCUCUAUAUUUACUCUGGUUGCUCUGUCCUGUGAAAGGAAACACAGCAUCGUCCAUAGUUUACGUCCACAGCUGACACUGUCAUCCGCCAAGAAGUUAGUGGUCUGUGUAUGGAUCCUGGCGGCCAUUGUGUCCACUCCCUCAUUUGUAGAGUACUCUGUAACCACAGUGGGACUGAAACAGAACGUCACGAUAGAAUCAUGUGGCAGUACGUUCCAUAGAACCUUCUCCAUUUUCAACGGACUUUGUGUUCUUUUGCUUGCAUACGUCAUUCCCUUGAUCAUCAUGUGGUACAAUUAUGUUCUCAUCAUAAGAUUUGUGAUGAAGAAAACAUCCUCUGUAACGGAUACACCGUCUUUUCCAUUAAAAAGAAAUCGUAAUAAUGCUCAGAAAGGUAAUAGUGAAGAAAUGGCAUUGAACACUACAUCAAAUGAAAACGUAACGACGAAUUCUACUUCGAAAUCUUCGAGCUCAAAUCGAGAGACGGUUGAAACUACGGAAAAGAGAGGAUUGCCAAACAAUAGCUUUCUCUUUGCAAAGCGAAUGAAGAUCAUAAAGAUGUUAAUUAUAGUUGCUGUGCUGUUUGCCAUUUGUUGGUUGCCAUAUUUUGUCUCCUUAGUCAUUGCUAAGAUGAACGGUAGAGAUGACAGCGAGGACUAUAAAGGGUCAUAUAACCUGAUUAAGAUAUUCCUUGCCACCCUUAGCGUGGGUUACAACGUCAUCCUUUACGUCAUCUUUAACCCAAACUUCAGGAAAGCCAUUCUGGAUAUUGUUUGUUUUAGAGGAUGCAAGAAAAGAUGCCAAACGAUUCAGAUUGGGUCUAACACCAGAGAAGAAAGAGGACGUGACACAAACAGAAUGCACGUAUCAAGUGUCGCUUAAAACAUAGGUGCAACUCUUUGGAAAUUGUUCAGGCCUUUAAAAUUUGUUGAAAAAAUAUUUAUAUUUUUACAAGAUUCUGUACAACGAUUUUGCAACUUACAUGUACUAAAUCUAUAGAAAAUAUACAUGUAAUUCUCGAACGAGCUAUAUAACCAUCUAUUGUUGAUACCGACAAUCAGUAGAGACGCUUUUGAUCGCACACUUUUGGUAUGAUAUAUUGCAUUUGUUAAUCAAACAUAUAUUUGUCACUUAAUUUACCUUAACGGUUCAAAAUGGACUAGGUGGCCUUGUAAUGCAAUCAUUUUCAUAAACUUCUCUUACAAUUGGGCGCUUGGGGCAAAACUAAGCAUGCCAAAAUAUUGUGUUUUAGUUAAUUGAAAGUAA
Molecule: messenger RNA, 1545 nt
Organism: Saccostrea cuccullata (small rock oyster)
Lineage: Eukaryota; Metazoa; Mollusca; Bivalvia; Ostreida; Ostreidae
Product: neuromedin-K receptor-like
Exons: 3
Coding region: 1-1161 (386 amino acids)
Biological process (GO): G protein-coupled receptor signaling pathway
Cellular component (GO): plasma membrane
Molecular function (GO): neuropeptide Y receptor activity
Source: RefSeq, a predicted model, not a curated record